AUGGUGGCCAUAACAAUCAUUACAGCACCAAUGUCGCAGGACAGUGAACCAUCGCGCAGGCCACCGACGCUCCCUUUGGUGAUUGGAAAUAGGUCAACCUCGCACAUCGAGGCUCCACGAUUCAUCCAAUAUGCCUCUGAGCAACGUAGACUCGAGACGUUUGUCGGUUGGACGGGACCUCCCACGCUGCCCCGAGAACUAGCUGCAGCAGGGUUUUUCUAUCUCGGCAACGGGGACCAAGUCACUUGUUACGAAUGUGCACUACGGAUUGAACGAUGGGAAGAGGGCGACGACCCUAUCGUCGCCCAUAGACGUUGGCAAACGAAUUGUCGGUUUGUUCAAACCCUACCUAGGUUCGAUAUAACGAUCGCUACGGGGCCACCACCCACUGAAUUUAGGCAGAGCAGUCUCCUCUUGGGCGGGAAUCGUAUUAUUGCCCCUACACCCCCCACAGAACUGAAUCUUCCUCAACCCUCCCCCGUUCUCAAACUCGGACAUUUGAACCUGGCCAAACCGCGAGGUCCCAUGUACCCUGAGUGCUCCAGUUACGACCGAAGAUUGGAAACUUUUCGUGAUUGGCCCCUGACCAACGCCCAAUCUAAAGAACAAUUGGCAGAAGCCGGCUUCUUCUAUAUCAAUCAGAACGAUCAGACCUUGUGUUACCACUGUGGAGGGGGUUUAAAACAUUGGGUAAGGGAGGACGACCCUUGGGUUGAACACGCUAGAUGGUUUAACAAAUGCUACUGGUUAUGGUCAGUAAAGGGGCAAGCCUUUGUUGACCGCGUCCAAGAUCAGCCAGGGGACUCAACGACUUCAGAAAGUUCCGAACCCUCAGAGCAAGAUCCCCAGGUGUUUAACUUUGAACCCGAUACCUUUUCCGAGGAGGGGAGUGACGCGGCCACAAUUGUAGAGCCGACCUGGGAACCAAAGGACCAAGGUCUGUGCAAGAUUUGCUUCAACGAAGAUUUGGGGAUAGUUUUCUUACCCUGUGGUCAUUUAGUAGCCUGUACCAAAUGUGCCCCUAGUCUAACCCGCUGUGCCGUUUGCCGGGAACCUAUAAUACUAGUGGCUCGCGCAGUAAUCUCUUAA
This is a messenger RNA of Microplitis mediator, 1089 nucleotides long. Its product is annotated as baculoviral IAP repeat-containing protein 7-B-like. Bases 1 to 1089 code for a protein of 362 amino acids. Gene Ontology annotation, cellular component: nucleus; cytoplasm. The transcript has a single exon. Gene Ontology annotation, biological process: negative regulation of apoptotic process; positive regulation of protein ubiquitination; regulation of cell cycle. The record is from RefSeq and is a predicted model, not a curated record. Gene Ontology annotation, molecular function: cysteine-type endopeptidase inhibitor activity involved in apoptotic process; ubiquitin protein ligase activity. NCBI's taxonomy places the organism in Eukaryota, Metazoa, Arthropoda, Insecta, Hymenoptera, Braconidae.